AAGUAAUAAGCCAGACUUUCAAGUAUUGGAGAUGAGAGAUUUAGCAACUUGUAUAGGAAAAUCCGUUGCUCAAGCAAUAUAUGAUAUUUUUGAUCAUUUUAAAAUAAAUCCACAACAGUACUUUGUAUGUGUUACUGAUAAUACAAACUACAUGAGCGAUAAAUCUGGAGGUACAAUCUCUUUAUUUAAUAAGUUAAGUGAUGCUAAUUUAUUUCAAAUCUCUUGUGGUCUUCAUGUUGCACAUAUUAUAAUGAAUAACUUUGAAGAAGUUGCUUUUGGUAAGUUGCCUAAUGUUAGUGGAUUCUCAAGAAAAGAAUUUCCAGCAAAUCUUUUAUAUUUGGCUUGGGAUCUUUAUGACGGUUAUAAUAAGACAGAUAAAGAUAAGCCAAUGGGAAUUCAAUCAGAUUAUAUUUGCAGACUUUAUGAAGAACGAUUUGGAUAUCAAUUAACAAAAUAUCAACAGCCAAUCUGA
Molecule: messenger RNA, 472 nt
Organism: Funneliformis caledonium
Lineage: Eukaryota; Fungi; Glomeromycota; Glomeromycetes; Glomerales; Glomeraceae
Source: the annotation of a GenBank genome assembly